Molecule: messenger RNA, 2219 nt
Organism: Oryzias latipes (Japanese medaka)
Lineage: Eukaryota; Metazoa; Chordata; Actinopteri; Beloniformes; Adrianichthyidae
Product: sialic acid-binding Ig-like lectin 10
Source: RefSeq, a predicted model, not a curated record
UGCAAACUCCUCCUCUCCAUUUACAGGAUGGAAAGCAGCACUCUUUCUCUGAAACUCUUUCUGCAGCUCAUGAACUCUGUGAAGAAAGGAACCCAGAGAGAGGAGACGCCAUGAGUCUGACUGCAGCACUGAGAGGAUUUGUUGUUGUUCUUUGCUGGUUUGCAGGGAUUCAUAGUCAAACAUGGGGAGUGGAAUACGCCUCCAAACACAUCUGUGCCUUUGAAGGAUCCACAGUGGAAAUAUCCUGCACCUACACAUACCCACCCAGGAUAAGUUACAAGAAAACUGUUGUUCAGAGAGAAUUCUGGUAUGCUAAACUGAAGGACAAAAACCCACUGGACCUGAGAGAAGAUCCUGACUAUGCAGGCAGAGUCACAUAUCGCUGUUCUGAACAGAACUGCUCACUGAGGAUCAGUGGUCUGAGACUGAAUGACUUUGCUCAGUACAAGUUCAGGUUUGAGACAAACCAACCUGAUGGGAGUUUCACCGGUAAACCAGGAGUCUCUCUGACUGUAACAGAUCUCCAAGUGCUGAGUCAAAGAAAGAGGGAGUGCCAGAGUUAUCCAUGUGCACGGUUUGAGCUUACAUGCCACAGCAGUUGUGUUCUUCCUCAUUCUUCCUACGUGUGGUACAUAAAUGGUGAAAUAACAACGGCUGGAUCACAACAAAAGUACUCAACCUACCUUUACGCUGCAGACAGUGUUUCCUGUGCUGUAAGAGGACACGAGUCUUUCCACUCUCCUGCUGUGUGUCCUCGUGUGCAGGUGAUCCGGUCUGGACUGGAGCUGGUUUGUCACAGCAGCUGUUUUCCUCGGCAUCACCUUUCCUUUGUGUGGUUCAUGAAUGGACAGGAAGUUCAGGGAGAAACUUCUGAUUAUUACAGAAAACCUGUUUCUCCUGAAGCCUCCUACUCCUGUUCUUACCAGGGUCACCGCUCACCUGAAGUCUAUGCUCCAAAGUCCGUUUCUGUAUCCAUGAGUCUGACUGAGAUUAUGGAGGGCAGUUCAGUGACUCUGACCUGCAGCUGUGAUGCUAACCCAGCAGCUAAAUUCAGAUGGUACAAAAACAACCAAACUCUGCUCCGUAAGGAUCCAAGUCUGAUCCUCAGGUCCAUCCAGCGUUCUGACUCCAGAAAAUACCACUGUGUAGCUGAGAAUGAACUUGGAGAAGCAGCAUCUGACCACGUCUUCAUAAAUGUUGAAUAUCCUCCAGAAACCUCCUCUGUGUCUGUGAGUCCCUCUGCUGAGGUCCUGGAGGGCAGUUCAGUGACUCUGACCUGCAGCAGUGAUGCUAACCCAGCAGCUAACUACACCUGGUACAAGAAGGAUGAAGACUCACCAAAAACAUCUGGACCAAUCUGGACCAUCAGUGAUUUCAGAGCUGAACACAGCGGCUUUUAUUACUGUGAAGCAGAGAACAGAAGAGGAAGUCUGAACUCCAGUUUACAUCUGAUUGAAGCAGAAACAGGUUCAUGGAAAUCAGCAGCAGCUGCAACGACCACAUUUGCUGUUUUGUUGUUUGUCUUUAUCCCUGCCUUUCUUUGGAUCAGAAAAAACAGGCGUGUCACAGAGCAGUGGGAGAAGAGACCUGCCAACAGAAGUCAGCUCAACACGAGUCCAGACAUCAACAGUCCAUCUGCAGAAACAGAAGCAGCAGAAGAGCAGCUUGAGCUUCAUUACAGCAGCAUCCAUUUCUCUAAGAACCAGGAGGAAUGUCUGUACUCCAACAUCAGGAGAAAUCCCAAACCCAGACAGAGACCAGAGGACAACUCUGUUGAAUAAUCUGCAGUUGGAUUCAAGAAAUCUGCUGAAGCUAAAAAAACAACAGAAGCUGAACAUUCAGAGGAUUUUUCUCUUUACAGCACCGUCAACAAAGUCUCAUCCUGAUGAAGGAAAAUCAGAUUUACCUUCACCUUCUGCUGUUAUUGACAUGUUUGCUUUGGUUUAGUUCAAUAUUUUAAAAAUGUUACAAUUUCUUAUAGAAGAAAGCAAAAAAAAUAAAGAAUUUGAUGCAAGAAGAUUCUCAGCUUGGUCACUUUUUCUCUUAAAUUAUUCAUCAAAAACACAACAAUCCAACAUAAGCAGCAGAACCUGUUUUUUAUAAAAUCACUUUCAGUUAAACAUGUUUUCCUAGGAUGAUUUCUUUGUAUUAGGUCAUUACAAACAGAAAAAUCUGCCAUUAUUGUUGUGCCGGCUUGGUCAUUAGAGUUUUCAUCAGAC